Molecule: messenger RNA, 1561 nt
Organism: Passer montanus (Eurasian tree sparrow)
Lineage: Eukaryota; Metazoa; Chordata; Aves; Passeriformes; Passeridae
Gene: RAB26
Product: RAB26, member RAS oncogene family
Exons: 9
Coding region: 94-666 (190 amino acids)
Cellular component (GO): Golgi apparatus; endosome
Molecular function (GO): GTPase activity; GTP binding
Source: RefSeq, a predicted model, not a curated record
GUGCCCCCCGGGCCCCGUAACGGCGGCGCGGCGGCGGCCGGGCGGCCCUCGCUGAGCAGCAGCGGGGAGUUCUACGACCUCGCCUUCAAGGUGAUGCUGGUGGGAGACUCAGGGGUCGGCAAGACCUGCCUGCUGGUGCGCUUCAAGGACGGCGCCUUCCUCGCCGGCAGCUUCAUCUCCACGGUGGGCAUCGACUUCAGGAACAAGGUGCUGACGGUGGAUGGGGUGAAGGUGAAGCUGCAGAUCUGGGACACGGCCGGGCAGGAGCGCUUCCGCAGCGUCACCCACGCCUACUACCGGGAUGCGCACGCCCUGCUCCUGCUCUACGAUGUCACCAACAAAGCGUCCUUUGACAACAUCCAGGCUUGGCUGACAGAGAUCCACGAGUAUGCACAGCAGGAUGUGGUCCUCAUGUUACUGGGAAACAAGGUGGAUUCAGCCCAGGACAGAGUGGUGAAAAGGGAAGAGGGAGAGAAGCUUGCCAAGGAGUAUGGAGUGCCCUUCAUGGAGACCAGCGCCAAGAGCGGCCUCAACGUGGAAUUAGCCUUCACAGCCAUCGCCAAGGAGCUGAAGCACAGGUCCAUGAAGCUGCCCAACGAGCCCAAAUUCAAGCUCCACGACUACGUGAAGAAGGAAGUGCGAGGCUCGGGCUGCUGCAGGUCCUAACGUGUGCUUGUACAGAGACUCAGCCCCUGGGCAGUGUGUGCAUGUCUGUCUGUCGUGUCUGUGUCUGCCCCAGGGCCAGCUGGGCACAGGAGCAGCAGGAGAGGCUCUCUGGGAUCCGCAGCCCCCUGGCACCCAUCGGCUCCGGCUGCCCUCGCCAGCAUUCCUGCCCUGCUCACGGCUGGGAGGGGGCUGUGGGAAGGGGCUGGGGUCUCUUCUGUGCCUGCUCUGUGAGGCUGCUGUCACCUGUGUGAGAGCCAGGGUGAGAUGCAGGGCAACCAACACCUUCUCCCCACCUAGGAGGAAAAAAUGGUGAUUUUUUUCUGGGUAGGAGAAGGUCCUGAAUUCCCUUUUCUCUCCGUGUGUCCCUGGAAUUCAGCUGAGAGCCCUGGCCUGGGGCGUGCAGGAAGGAUGUGUUUGAAGGCAGCCGUUCUCGUAGGUGCUUUCUGCUGUCUGUCCAUCCCUGUGAGGUGGGACACGCUUCCACAGUGAGGGAUUGUUCCCUGCAAAGGCACAGCUUGGCUGUCCGAGUGAGCUCCUGCACACCUGGCUGUACAGAGAUUUCUGAGUGUUCACCCUGUGGGAAAGGCUCUGCUUCUCCUCCUUCCGCCCUUUCUAGUACUUUGAGAAGAACCCUAAUGUACUGCAGCUUAUUCUAAAUUCCUUCUGUAAGCGUGAUGGUGUUUUCAGACCGCAACAACGCUUUGAUAUCUUCAAAGUUCUCUUGGGCAGCUCUUUCUUUUCAGCGCGGAGCUGGGGGGAAGCUGCAGGCAGUGAUUUCACAGGCUGCAGCCUCCUGCCAGCUCUCUUCAAGGGCCUCCUCACCCCUUUGGUCUGUGUCAGGCUUUUGGCUGGUUUUUUGUCAAGCUGCACUUCUCAGUACAAAUUUGAAUCUGGA